Molecule: messenger RNA, 612 nt
Organism: Striga asiatica
Lineage: Eukaryota; Viridiplantae; Streptophyta; Magnoliopsida; Lamiales; Orobanchaceae
Source: the annotation of a GenBank genome assembly
AUGCAAAAACCUUAUAAAUCUACAGUCUCGAUCGGCGCCCAUCAGUCUCCGAAAUUAAUUUUCAGUAGUAUCGAAAGCCCAUCGGACAUCACGCUAUGGAACGGACUAAUGUCGGAUUAUGCGAAGAAUUCCAUGUUUCCUGAGCCUCUUACAGAUCUGAAACCCGAUAGCUACACGUACCCGAGCUUGCUGAAGGCUUGCGGCGGGUUAAAGAGAGUGGAUUACGGUAAAAGGGUCCAUACCCAUUUGAUAAAAACAGAGUCUUCAUCUGAUGUUGUUGUGGGCAGCUCGUUAACUAGUCUGUACGCGAAAUGCAGCGUUUUUGGUUCGGCCGUGAAGUUGUUUGACGAAAUGCCGCACAAAGAUUUAGCGCAGUGGGAGAAGUUUUUGGAAUAUUCUGAGAGGAUGAAGGGAAUGGGUUUGAGGCCCGAAAAGUUAGAUGAAGGAGCUCAGGCUGAAGAAGAGCCUGGGAUAUGUAGCUGGAUUGAGGUGGAUGAGAGAAUCGAGUCGUUUUCAGCGGGUGACAAAACGUGCGCGCGAGCUGAAACUUUAUACGAUUGUUUGUCGAUAAUGUACGGUCACACAGAGAAGCAAGAAAUUCUUGCAGUAUAA